CACGGGCACAGGCCGCACCGGUGGGGGUAGGCAUCGGUGAACCGAAACUGACAGUGGUCCCGACACUUUCCCAAGGGCACGCUCGGUGGCCCCGUGGGGCCCGCAGACGGACCCCACAGGCCGAGGCGCCAGGGGUUCAAGACCGCGGGGGGCCGAGAACACGAUCACAUCGUCGGAGCAUCUGGGAAGGCACCCCGGCGCCGCCGUCGGAGCCUGCACGGGGAGCCCCGCGGCCACUGGCGCGGCCGGCGGCCGCGCGGGCGGGCGAGCUGUGCGGGGGCCUGCUCACGCCGCGCAUGCUGCACGCGAUGAGAUUUGCGGCGGACAUCGGCCUCGAGGCGCUGCGCUCGGACGCAGGCCGCUUCCUUCCGGGGCAGCCGGGCGGCGUGCACUGGGGCGCGGCGCGGCUGCCAGCGUCCCUGCGGGGCUCCGUCUUCAAGGCGUUUGUGAACGGCAUGGCCGACGUGGCCGCCGUGGUGGCGGCGUUGCUGGACAGGCGGCAGGUCCCCGCGGCGCGCGAGCUGGCGCAGCUCCUGUCGCCGACGGCGAGCCCCGCGCUGGGGUCGCUGGGGCUGCGGGUGCGGCGGCACGCGCUGAGCCACUUCUUCGGCAAGGGCGGGCGUGUGGACCACGUCUUGGACGCCGUGAUCGACGAGGCGGCCUCGCUCUACGAGGCGCUGGACGCCGUCGGGGACGCCGCGGGGGCCCUCGGCGAGGGGGACGAGGAGCCCGCCGGUCUCGGCGGCAGGCUCUGCGGGUUCCACCGCCUGCCGGUGCACGUGCUGGACGGCGACUUCGACCGCGUGAGGUCGGCCCUGACGAGAGACGGCCAGAGCGGCGCUCCCUGACAGAGCCUCGGGCCGCGCGCGCGUGCGCCUGCUGCCGCACCCCUCGCGCCGUGCGGGCUGGGGUGCCGCUCCCUCUCGGAGUGCUUGUCGAUCUCCCGUGCCACCCUGCGUUCACCAGCCGCACCGAGGCGGUGCGGUGUCUGCGGUUCGGCAUCACCUCAGCGGCUGGGAUGUUUUCUGGCAUCACCACCUGGAGAACCGACCUCCCAGGGCCGGACUUGGAUGCUUUUGGUGCCCCCAGGGCCCAAACAGAUACCACAUGCGGUCGC
Molecule: messenger RNA, 1117 nt
Organism: Prorocentrum cordatum
Lineage: Eukaryota; Dinophyceae; Prorocentrales; Prorocentraceae
Source: the annotation of a GenBank genome assembly